UCGACCUCCGCCCCGCCGAGCCGCGCGCGCGACUGCCCCUCUUCAUUUGCUUCUUACGAUUUUUUUUUUUGCACGCAUUCUUUUUCUGUUCCGUUUUGUCCUUUUUAAGGCGGGGGCGGCGGCAGCGUCAGCUCGGGGCGGGGAGGGGGCGGCCGGAGGAUGCGACGCGGGGCUGCGCUCGCUACGCCUGCUGCUGCUGCCCGGCUCGGGCCUGCGCGCCGAGCAGGAUCCCAAGUGAUGGUGGUUUACGCGGAGGACCAGCUGAGCCCAGCGCGACUGGUUAGCACGGCGGAGCUGGUAGCAGCCCCUGCUGGCUGGAAGGCGUGAACGCGGGAUCUCGGCGUCUCAACCCGAGAGGAAGCAUGUCUAAGAAAGGCCGGAGCAAGGGCGAGAAGCCCGAGAUGGAGACGGACGCGGUGCAAAUGGCCAAUGAGGAGCUGCGGGCCAAGUUGACCAGCAUUCAGAUUGAGUUCCAGCAGGAAAAGAGCAAGGUGGGCAAACUGCGCGAGCGGCUGCAGGAGGCCAAGCUGGAGCGCGAGCAGGAGCAGCGGCGGCACACGGCCUACAUCUCGGAGCUCAGGGCCAAGCUGCACGAGGAGAAGACCAAGGAGCUGCAGGCGCUGCGCGAGGUGCUCAUCCGGCAGCACGAGCAGGAGGCGGCGCGCACGGCCAAGAUCAAGGAGGGCGAGCUGCAGCGCCUGCAGGCCACGCUGACCGUGCUGCGCGAUGGCGCGGCCGACAAGGUCAAGACGGCGCUGCUGGCCGAGGCGCGCGAGGAGGCGCGCAGGGCCUUCGACGGCGAGCGCCUGCGGCUGCAGCAGGAGAUCCUGGAGCUCAAGGCGGCGCGCAAGCAGGCCGAGGAGGCGCUCAGCAACUGCAUGCAGGCCGACAAGACCAAGGCGGCCGACCUGCGCGCCGCCUACCAGGCACACCAGGACGAGGUGCACCGCAUCAAGCGCGAGUGCGAGCGCGACAUCCGCAGGCUGAUGGAUGAGAUCAAAGGGAAAGAUCGUGUGAUUCUAGCCUUGGAGAAGGAACUUGGUGUGCAGACUGGUCAGACCCAGAAGCUGCUGCUUCAGAAAGAGGCUCUGGAUGAGCAGCUGGUCCAGGUCAAAGAGGCUGAGCGGUACCACAGCAGUCCAAAGAGGGAGCUCCCACCUGGGAUAGGGGACAUGGCGGAGCUCAUGGGUAUCCAGGAUCAGCAUAUGGACGAGCGAGAUGUGCGGCGAUUUCAACUAAAAAUUGCUGAACUGAAUUCGGUGAUACGGAAGCUGGAAGACAGAAAUACCCUCUUGGCAGAUGAGAGGAAUGAACUGCUCAAACGCUCCCGUGAGACGGAGGUCCAGCUAAAGCCCCUUGUGGAGAAGAACAAGCGAAUGAACAAGAAGAAUGAGGAUUUGCUGCAGAGCAUCCAGAGGAUGGAGGAGAAAAUCAAGAACCUCACGAGGGAGAACGUGGAAAUGAAGGAAAAGCUGUCGGCCCAGGCAUCUCUGAAGCGGCACACUUCCUUGAACGACCUCAGCCUGACGCGGGACGAGCAGGAGAUCGAGUUCCUGCGGCUGCAGGUGCUGGAGCAGCAGCAUGUCAUCGACGAUCUCUCGCUGGAGCGAGAACGGCUCUUGCGCUCCAAAAGACAACGCGGGAAAAGCCUGAAGCCGCCCAAGAAGCAUGUUGUGGAGACAUUUUUUGGAUUUGACGAGGAGUCCGUGGACUCGGAAACAUUGUCAGAAACGUCCUGCAACACAGACAGGACGGACAGAGCCCCCGCCACGCCCGAAGAAGACUUGGACGACACCACAACCAGAGAAGAGGCCGACCUGCGGUUCUGCCAGCUGACCAGGGAGUACCAGGCACUGCAGCGAGCCUACGCCCUGCUGCAGGAGCAGGUCGGCGGGACGCUGGAUGCCGAGAGGGAGGCCCGGACUCGGGAACAGCUACAAGCUGAUCUGCUGAGGUGCCAGGCCAAAAUCGAAGAUUUGGAGAAGUUACUGGUUGAGAAGGGACAGGAAAUGAUUCCAAAAGCAAACUGGUGACCACAAUAUUUCUUGACUUGAAUCUGAAGAAAAGCUGCCGUUGCUCGUCAUGAUUUGCAUGUGAAGAUGCACCAGCACCUGCAGCUGGCUCUGAAUUACUGCAGAGGCCGUGCCGCAGGAUCCUGCCAUGACCGUGUCACACGAGGAUCCCGGCCCUUGAGCUUCUCAGAUUAGAGUCACCUCCAUGUGCACAUCUUCUGAAUUUGAUUAGGCCUGGUCGAUAGCAGGGCCCAGUAGAGACGCAAAGCCUGGGCCCAGGCCUGUCCCCUGGGGAGGGGGGGGACCUUGGAGGGGGCUCUGGGUGGAGGUCCAGCCUCUCGGAGGGUAACAUCCAAAGGCAGCACCAACCCGGGGGUCAGUACAGGCCGGCCGUGCUGUCCGUGUCAGAGGGCUCUCUGGUGGAUGACGACCAGGACUUCUCGUGGCUUACACAGUGAAGGUGCAGGUUUACUUCCUGCUCCAUGCACUACCUGUCCCUCCUAUGGGCAGAGGUCGUCUGCUCCAUGUGGUGACUCAGGGAUCCAGUGCUGGAGGCCCUGCCAUCUUGUAACUGCCCUGUCCACAACACGUCCUCCUCAGCAGGGGACACAAGAGGCAGUUUGCUGCCUCUGCACAUUUCCUCGGCCAAAAGGGUCAGGUGGCCCCUUCUCACUGUGAGGGUGCUGAGGAGCGUGUGUGGCAGGUGGAGAGUCUGUGGAACCCCGCCCCAGCACACAGGCUGGCAGUGGGGGCUGAGGAGGUCUGGCAAGGGCCAGAGGUCGUAGGGUGGAACACAGAGGUGAGUGUUAAGGGAAGGAGUUGUAAGAGGUUCCAGGCGGGUUAACAGGGGGACUCGGGAAGAGCUACAGAGGGGUUGGCGUAGAACUAACUCUGGCUAGUGCCCAGUUAGUGGAUGGGGGCUCAGGUUGUGACUGAGAUUCAAAUUAAGGCAGACGGCCAGUAACCAGGGCUCAAGCAGGCACACGCAGCAGGUCACUGCAGCGACAUUUAUACAGGGACUGACAGGGGGACAGGGGAGUGGCCAGCCCUCAGGAGCUGCUUAUGUAACCGUGGUCCAGAAUUCUCCACAGAGGCAGGAGAGCGGUGAAGAGCACACACUCUGGAACCAGCCCACCUGGGGUCAAAUGCCGGCCCUGCCACUGAAUUGUUGCACCACCUUGGGAAAGUUACAUAAUCUCUUUGUGCCUCAGUUUCCUCAUCUUUAAAAUGGAGCUAAUAAUAGUACUUAACACACUGGGGAGAGGGCAGUAGGGAGACUCAACUGUAGCAAAGGCAGAGUCCAGGUGAGAGAUUGGGCUUUUUUCAAACUCCUGCCCUAACUUGCCAUUGACCCCAGCUUCCUCUUCCAGGCUGAGCUCACCCUGACUGACCACAGUUGACGACCAAGUAACCUCCCCCCGAGGCUGCUAGGCCCUGUGUUCUAGCCUGCUCUGCCCUCAGUGCCUGCUAAGUGAAGGGGCCGGUUUGGGGCAAAACAAACAGCAGUUCAUUCAGCGAGCGCUUACCAGAGCCCUCGCCACACCCCAGGCUCUGUGCUGGGUGUGCGGGGUGACGUAUCAGGUUGCUCUUGCUGCAUAACAAACCACCCCAAAACUUAGUUAAAACAACAACAUUCUUAUUUGCUUACAGUCCUCUGGGUCAGCACUUUGGGCUGUGCUCAGCUGGGCGGUCCUUCUGCUGGUCUCACUCACAGUCGUUCUCGAGGCCGCAUUGUCCGUAGAGUGACAGGGCUGGAUGGCCCGAGAUGGCCUCCCUGUCCUAUCUGGGCACUGUGCCAGCUGUUGGCUAGAUCCCUUCUCAUGGUGUCUCAUCCUCGAGGAGGCUAACCUGGCCUCUUUCCCUGGUGGUCCAGGGCAGGAAGAAAGGGCAGCCCCAAUGCACAAGUACAUUCCACGCUCUGCUCGCAUCACAUUUGCUAGUAUCCUGGGAGCCAAAGCACGCCACAGCCGGGCCUCGCUUCAGGGUUGGAGAAACAGACCCCGUCUCUCUUGGGAGGAGCUGCCAAGACACGUUGUGAAGGGAUGUGCGCAUGGAGGUGGGAGAGAAGGUGGCGGACAAUCUACCACAGACGAAAAGAUGGAUUGAACACGGCUCUGUCCUGAGGAGGCCUUGCAGCCUCUGCGGCCUGCACGUGUGUCACCCCGUGACGGCACAGGGUGAUCACUGUUAGGUGGAGGGAAGCCCAGGGGGCCACCAGAGCUGAGGGACAGGAACAAGAAAGUUCAUUCAUUUGUUUAUUCAUCCAUCCUCUGGUAUUUAUUGAGCACUGGCUGUGUGCCAGGCACCAGCUAGGCACUGGGGAUGCCAUGGGGAACAGACAGACUUAGUGCCGAAUGCUCAUGGAACUACCUGGAUAGACAGACAAAGGUGGGCAGGGUGUCAUGGCAGAGGGCCUAGAAUGAACCAGAGAGUGUGGCCGUAACCAUGCAGGUCCGUGGGGCUGGGGCAGACCCUCAGGUGUGGCUCAGAUGCCAGCCCCCAGGCUGCAGGGAACAGGCCAGGAGAGGGCCUGCUGGUGCCGACUCGGUCGCACCGCGGCUGUCCUGUUGGUGACACAGAGGAACUCCCUGUGCUCUCAGGGAGCGGGAGCCAUGGAGGAGGCAUGCGCACAAACCUGCCGUUUCUCUUUUUUGGGUUUAAAGGCCUGUCGGGACGAUGAGGUCAUUUGGCUGCUGUCCUUUUCUCUGACCUUUUCAUAGAAAGCUUUAGAUUAAGUGACCUUUUCGCUGACGCUUUGUUAUUUAACCGUCUGUUUGCUUCAAUAAGAGUGAACAUAUUUAGUACUUCU
Diceros bicornis minor is the source of this 4821-nucleotide messenger RNA. RefSeq names its product janus kinase and microtubule interacting protein 1 (gene JAKMIP1). Lineage: Eukaryota; Metazoa; Chordata; Mammalia; Perissodactyla; Rhinocerotidae. Bases 363 to 2033 code for a protein of 556 amino acids. The record is from RefSeq and is a predicted model, not a curated record. Gene Ontology annotation, molecular function: microtubule binding; GABA receptor binding; kinase binding. The transcript has 12 exons.